UUUUGGAAGAAUGUUGGAGUGUUUUCGAUUAAUACUAAAACUAAUACAUACUUAUAUUAUAUAUUUAUAAAUUAAUGUUUGUCACUUACUUAUUCUACUCACACUCGAAUUCUUUCAGUCGUCCUAUCUAAAUUAUAAUACUUUCUUUUUUUCAAAAUAGUUGAUGUUUUGGUUAAAUGCACAAAAAUUAAGAUAUUCACAUUUUAUCUAAAAAGUAACAUUACAAAUAUAAAGUAAAAUUAAUUUAACCAAUCAUCACAAAGACUAUAAAACAUCAUUAGUUACAUAGUUUUCAAUAAUACUAAAAUUAAUAUAAAUUAUCAAAAUAUUAUAUAUUUUGAAACAUCAAAAACUCUCCAAAACAUCAUUUAUUUUAAAACGAAGAGAGUAUUAUUUAGUCGUUAAUGUUGGCCCAUUUAGUCAAACCUUCUCGCCCUUUAUAUUAUUAACAGAUCUUAGAUGUUUAAUUACUUAAUUGAUCAACACUGGUGUGUAUGUAACUAUGCACUAAAGUUUUCAUCAAAUAAAUAUACCAAAUUCCCUUUUUCAUAUCAUAUUAUAUAUGAACACAAUUCGAUUCCUCAGAACUUGGUUGAAGUAGUUCAUAUAUGAACUCUACAUUUAUGAUAAUACAUGAAUGAAGUAGUUCCUACUUGAAAAAAGAGAGCACCAUCUCUUUCACUUUGUCAAAAUAUCAAUGAUUUUUUGCUAAAACAUAUAUACUUGUAUAUCAAAAGCAUUACCAUGUUACUUUAGUUAAUUCAUAGAACAAUAGCAUACAUAAAUCCCCACAUUCGUUUAGUAAAAGCUAUAAAUUAUCUAUAGACUAUAGUUGUUUUUUACAUAUUGCAGUCUAAUCAAAAUAUUUCUAAAGUUCAUGACAUAAAUUGAAUAUUUUCGGUAGUCUUUAUGUAUACACAAAAUUAAGUGAAAACUAUGGUUAAAUUUUUUAGUAUUUUUAUGUAGAACACACAGUACAUAAGUAAGCAGGAUUGCCAGAAAGAGAGAAUCAGAUAGAAACUUAUGAGUUAAGCAAUUAGACACACUCCCUCUCCUCCACCUUCCCUAAAACCCUAAGCAAAUGCGCAUAAAAUAAAUAAAACAAAAAGAGAAUUAACAAUAACACUGUGGACACAUUCAAAUCUUAUUUUAUUCAACAAUAUUAUUUAAUAUAAUAUUCAAAAGAUAUCCUUUUUUUUGUCACUAUUUCAAAAGAUAUCCAUAUGUAUGAGUGGAUAUGUUUAUAUAUAAAUAAAGGUUCUUCCUUUAUCUUUGUCACUCUCUUUCUCUAAGCUCUCCUCUCCUCUUCUUUUCUCUCUCUAAAGCUCCUCCCUUUGCUUUUUUUUUUUUGACGUAAUUCUCCACUUCUUCAUAUAAGCCUUCACCAAACAAAACCACCUUUAGUUCCUUUAUUUGCUCUAAAACAAAACAAAAAACAAAACUAAAGAGGGAAGAGAUCAUCAAAGAAGAAAGAUAAAAAAAUGGUGUUUUCUUCAUUUCCUACUUAUCCUGAUUCAUCAAACUGGCAACAACAUCAACCAAUCACAUCCACCGUUGGAUUCACGGGAGACAACAACAUCAGCCAGCAGUUCCUCCCUCACCAUCCCCUCCCAUCGCAACCGCAACAAACGCCUCCACCGCUUCACCACAACGGUGGAGGCGGUGGUGGUCCCGGAGGACCUGGAGGAUCAAUAAGGCCAGGUUCGAUGGCGGAAAGGGCAAGAAUAGCCAACAUACCAAUGCCUGAAACAGCCUUGAAAUGUCCAAGAUGUGACUCAACCAACACCAAAUUCUGCUACUUCAACAACUACAGUCUCACCCAACCUCGCCACUUCUGCAAAGCAUGCCGCCGUUACUGGACACGUGGCGGCGCUCUAAGGAGCGUUCCUGUUGGUGGUGGUUGCCGCAGAAACAAAAGAACCAAAAACAGCAGCGGUGGCGGUGGCGGUGGUAGCAGCAGUAGCGGUAACAGUAAGUCACAAGACAGCAACACAAGCAGCGACCAAUACCACCACCGAGCCAUGGCUAAUAAUCAGAUGGGACCACCACCUUCCUCGACUUCUCUGAGCUCGUUGCUAUCUUCUUACAACGCCGGAUUGAUCCCCGGACAUGAUCAUAACAACCACGUACUUGGAAUUGGAUCAUCUUUGCCUCCUCUCAAGCUCAUGCCUCCUUUAGACUUCACUGACAACUUCACCUUACAGUACGGUACAGUUUCAGCUCCUUCUAAUCAUGUAGGCGGUGGAAGCGGAGGAGGAGGAGCGGCGGCUCUUUUGACUGGUUUUGACCAGUGGAGAUUCCCGGCACCUCAUCACCAACUUCCUUUGCUGGGUGGUUUAGACAGCUCAUCAUCAUCUUCCGGGUUAUAUCAGUUUGAUCAUCAAAAUCAAACUGGCAUGGAUCCGGGUUACGGAUUAGUCACUGGCUCGGGUCAGUAUCGACCUAAGAACAUCUUUCAUAACCUUGUUUCCUCUUCUGUAUCAUCAGCUAUGGUCACGGCCACUGCGUCGCAAUCAGCUUCAGUGAAAAUGGAAGAUAGUAACAAUCAACUCAACAUGUCUAGACAACUUUUUGGAAACGAACAACAGCUUUGGAAUAUUCAUGGAACUGCCGCAUCAACCGCAGCGGCAACAACUAGUUCGUGGAGUGAUGUCUCUAAUAACUUCAGCUCUUCUUCUACUAGCAAUAUAUAAUCAGCUGGCACUCUAAGGAUCAAAUCUAUGUGAUGACGAGACUUUUAGUAUUUUUUUACUGGGUGUGCUAUGAUCUUAUGUACUUAGUUGGAAGUUAGUACAUCGAUCGAUCCCGUAGGUCUUUUAAUAUUACAUUACAACUACUAGUUUUGGGUUUUGUUUUGAUAUUUGGAUUCUCUUGGUUGUUUUUUUUUCAGAUUUAGAUUAGGGUUUUUGUUACAAGGUUUCAUUUUAAGUAUGGGGAUAUGAGAUCAUACAUGCGAGUAGUACGGUGUUUGUAUGAGUUAAGUAUGUUCUAUCAAAUAUAUUUUACUAUUUUAAUUUUUUAAUA
This is a messenger RNA of Brassica rapa (field mustard), 3024 nucleotides long. RefSeq names its product dof zinc finger protein DOF5.1. Gene Ontology annotation, biological process: regulation of DNA-templated transcription. Gene Ontology annotation, molecular function: DNA-binding transcription factor activity; DNA binding. NCBI's taxonomy places the organism in Eukaryota, Viridiplantae, Streptophyta, Magnoliopsida, Brassicales, Brassicaceae. The record is from RefSeq and is a predicted model, not a curated record.